AUGGAUCCAGCAAAAGCCCCUGGCCCAGAUGGUAUGGUUCCUUUGUUUUUUGAGAAGUAUUGGCAUCUUGUUGCUACUUUUUCAAUCUUGGUGAAUGGGGAACCUAAAGGCAACAUAGUUCCAAGUAGGGGCUUAAGACAAGGGGACCCAUUGUCCCCUUUUCUGUUCUUGCUAUAUACAGAAGUGCUUAUUUCUUUACUUAAAGUUGCUGCUCUGGAUCAGGAUAUUCCUGGAAUCAAAAUAUGUAGAGGUGCUCCUGUAGUAAACCAUCUAUUGUUUGCUGAUGAUUCAGUAAUAUUUUGUAAAGUAGAUGUGGGGGAAAAUAGGAAGAUCCAAGCCUUAUUGGAGAGAUAUGAGCUGAUAUGGGGAGUUCAAGGGGCUCAACAGUAUGAUAAGUACCUCGAACUACCUCCUGCUGUUGGAAGAUCGAAAUCCAAGGCGUUUUCUGAUAACAAGCAAAGAAGUUGGCGCAUAUUGAAGGAACCGAAUUCUCUGUUGCAUAAAAUUUACAAAGCUCGAUACUUUCCUCACGGUUCUCUACUUGAAGCUGGACUAGGAAGAACACCAUCUUUUGCAAGGCGAGGCAUCUUUGAAGCUACGAAGGUACUGAAACAAGGCUGUGCAUGGAAGAUUGGGGAUGGGAAAACAGCAAGACUGUGGAAAGACCCCUGGAUCCCUGGCCACCAAGCUUUGAUGCAGGAACAUGAUACUGACCUUAGCGUUGAUUUUCAAGAAGCCUUUGUGGAUAGAUUGAUUGAUACUCAAACUGGAGGGUGGAAUGUGACACAAUUAAGGGCUCUCUUCAAUUCAAACCUAGUGGCUAACAUUUUGAAGGUGCCUCUCUAUAUUAGUAACCAACCAGAUCAGUGGAUUUGGGCUCAAGAGAGGAGUGGAAAGUUUACUGUAGCUAUGAAGGUAGUUGAGCAGGGUAAUGAAGGGGAAUUUGCUUUCAUGUUUUGCCUUGCUUGGGGCUUUUGGUGGAGAAGGAACCACAUGGUGCAUGGGCAGAAAAUUGUUGAGGUGCAGCAGGUUGUUGAUAAUGCUUUAGCUGUGUACAAUUUCUACAAGGAAAUACAGCUGCUCCCACGACCUAUGGUUCGAGCUUUUUAUGAAUGGAAGCCACCUCUCACAGAUUGGUUAAAAGUUAAUGUAGAUGGGGUAGUUUUCAGGGAUAUCCACAAGGCUGGGGUGGGGAUGGUGCUUCUAAAUGAUAAGGGAGAAGUUCUAUGGGCAACUACCAAGCUUGAAGAUGAAGGGAUUAAUGCAGAAGCGAUUGAACUACUGGCUAUAUUUCGUGCCUUACAAAUGUGUGUGGGUAUGGGAAUUAAUAAGCUUGUAGUGGAGUCAAAUUGUUUGAUGGCAGUGAAGGUGCUGAAUGCAGAAAUUGAAUGUUCUGCUUUGUUGAACGACCUGGUGCGUGAGAUUAAAGAGGUUCAGACUUUGUACACCAAAUGCCAAAUACAGCAUGUUUACAGAGAAGAAAAUGGGGUAGCUCAUAGGCUUGCUCGUUUUGCAUGGAAUGUUGAGUGUACCACAAUGUGUGGCCUGGUUUUUCAGUUAUGGUCUGUUAUUUAG
Carya illinoinensis is the source of this 1575-nucleotide messenger RNA. RefSeq lists its product as uncharacterized. The record is from RefSeq and is a predicted model, not a curated record. The coding region runs from base 1 to 1575 and encodes 524 amino acids. The transcript has 7 exons. Gene Ontology annotation, molecular function: nucleic acid binding; RNA-DNA hybrid ribonuclease activity. Lineage: Eukaryota; Viridiplantae; Streptophyta; Magnoliopsida; Fagales; Juglandaceae.